UCCACGUUUCUCCAGCAUUUAAAUCGUGGAGUAUGGCAUUCCAGCGUCGAAGUCCCAACGUUAGCAACAACCCUCUGGCAUAUUCGACCUCUUGUGGCGUCAUAUCCCCGCCGAAAACCUAAGAGCAUCCUAUCGUCAUUCAAGUUUCCGUCGAAAACCGUCACAACCUCUCUUAUGCCCGCUAUCAAAGCUCGCCUUACCCCACCGCUUGGUCACGGAGGCCGCGUUCCAAAGCUUAUCGUGCGCCAUCCUCACUACCCGGACUGCAACACGCUUGUUAAGCUACCCGCCCUAGAUGACGGCGACACAGUCGACUACGAUGUAGCCCUCAUUAUCUGCGGCAUCAUCUCCGACAAUAGCUGGAGCACCGGCUGGUUCGCUCGCUCUGCCGAUGGCAGCAAGGUGUGCAAGCCAGGUGUGCCGUUAGUUGCCUCCGAUGGUGACGUCUUCUACUUUGUCAGCGAUUGGAACUACAAAUACCCCGUAUAUGUUUCGUGGGAUCACUGGCGUCUCCCUGGUACCGACGCGGACCUCCCCUCCGCUUUCUCCACCCUCGCGAUUGAUCCCUCACCGCCCUCACUCCGCAACAGCGGCUACGUGGAGGACCUCAAGGGCCGCGACCAGUCGUGCCGGGUGUCGGGCAUCAUUGACUUCUGUGAACAAGCGCACCUGGUUCCGGCGGGUGAGAGGGAGUGGUGGGACUCCAAUAUGGGCGAGAGCAGCGACCUGGAGAUUCAAUCGGCGCUGAACGGAAUACUAUUGCGAGCCGACCUCCACCGGUCGUUUGACGCCGGCACAUGGGUACCGAUGGUAAGGGAGGGGGGCCGGCUAGUUGUAUACGUGGUGCGAACAGUCGACGUGUCGAACCAGUUCGCCGCGCUGUGGCAUAACAUCGAGAUGCAAAACCUGGUGGGUGUCGACCGGCGUUGCCUGUUCGCACGUGUCGCGUGGGCGGUACUGUCACUGCAUCAAGAGUUUCUCGCCAUCCGGCGACUAGCGAGCGACAACCUGUUGGUGCGGAUGAAAGAUGGGGAGCUGAAGGAGAUGGCGCCUGAAGUGUUCAAGCAGUUUUCGCGCUCGUGAUCGAAGAACCCGAGCCCAACGAAGCGGCCGCGAUUGCAGGCGCUUGAAGAGGAUGGCGGCGUUAUCGUCGAUGUGGAGCUGGGUUGGAGUUAUGAGGCCGGU
Eremomyces bilateralis CBS 781.70 is the source of this 1185-nucleotide messenger RNA. RefSeq lists its product as uncharacterized. Bases 175 to 1083 code for a protein of 302 amino acids. Lineage: Eukaryota; Fungi; Ascomycota; Dothideomycetes; Eremomycetales; Eremomycetaceae. The transcript is spliced from 2 exons. The record is from RefSeq and is a predicted model, not a curated record.